CAGUCAUUAGAUUAGUCAAGAUCUGACUGAUUCGCAUCCUGCUCCUCUCUUUCUUCAUGAUCCGUUCCUCGUCUUGGCUUUAGUUGACUUGCUCUUCCAUCGCCUCUCCACGAUUAGUUAGAGGAGGGAGGAGGAGGAAGCCAAGAUGUCUGAGGUGGUGGCGAUGGCGGGGCAGGCGUACAUGAAGCAGCUGCAGACCCACCCGCUGCGCACCAAGGCCAUCACCUCCGGCGUCCUGGCCGGCUGCAGCGACGCCGUCGCCCAGAAGAUCUCCCGGCGUCACCAAGCUCCAACUCAGAGGCUCCUCCUCAUCGCGCUAUAUGGAUUUGCAUAUGCGGGACCCUUUGGACAUUUCCUUCAUAAGCUCAUGGAUAGGUUUUUCAAGGGAAAGAAAGGAAAAGAAACGACAGCCAAGAAGGUCUUAGUAGAACAGCUGACUGCAUCUCCAUGGAAUAACAUGAUGUUUAUGAUGUAUUAUGGUCUGGUGGUUGAAGGGAGACCAUUUGGACAGGUAAAGAGCAAGGUGAAGAAGGAUUAUGCAUCUGUCCAACUGACAGCUUGGAAGUUCUGGCCAAUUGUAAGUUGGAUCAACUAUGAGUACAUGCCACUCCAGCUCCGAGUUCUUUUCCACAGCUUCGUCGCAUCCUGUUGGGCGGUGUUUUUGAAUCUCAAGGCAGCGAGAUCCAUCGCAAAUACUAAGAAGGCAUAAAGGCGGCUGUCAACGAAAUGUCAUGAUCUGAAUCGCCGUGUGAAGCAAAACCAUGUAUAUCAACUAGGCCGUAAUUUUCUUUUACGGAGGGAAAAGAAUCGAAUUGAAUUGUUUGCUGUGAGUAGUUUGUUAGUUCCUUUUCAUUUCGGAAAUUGUUGUUUGCUCUGGUCGAUGUCAGUGAUAUGUAUUUUAAGGAUAACAUUGUUUGUGCGCAAAAAAAAAAGACUGUUGUUUGUAUUUCAACCAUAUAUGUACUGCGCAUCAAAUAAUUGGGUUGUGCAAAACUCAGUUGGCCAGGAUAUUUUAUGUCAUAACCUACUAGUAUAUGGGUUUGAGUC
Messenger RNA from Setaria italica (foxtail millet), 1047 nucleotides. RefSeq names its product peroxisomal membrane protein PMP22. The transcript is spliced from 6 exons. Gene Ontology annotation, cellular component: cytoplasm; membrane. The coding region runs from base 146 to 709 and encodes 187 amino acids. NCBI's taxonomy places the organism in Eukaryota, Viridiplantae, Streptophyta, Magnoliopsida, Poales, Poaceae. The record is from RefSeq and is a predicted model, not a curated record.